UAGCAACACUACGCUCACGGGGCUGUCCACUCAUCGUAGUAUUCGAGAAUCAGUUCCGGCUGCUCGUCGCUUUUCAGUACUUUGUACCUCCAACUUUUCAGUAAGUAGUUGUCACCGGGGCUGACUGUUGCAUACAUAACCCACAGGUUACGCGACAUCAUUACGUCUGAGAUGCACCCCUUCGGAGGAACACCAAUUUGUCCCCGAUGCGAUAAGGCCGUCUACGCUGCCGAGCAGAUAAUGGGCCCUGGUCGCAAGUUGUAUCACAAGCCAUGUCUGGCGUGUACCUCUUGCAAUAAACGUUUAGAUUCACUGACGUUACUGGAACAUGAUCAAAUGCCAUACUGCAAAACUUGCCACGUCCGAUCGUUUGGGAUACGCGACCUGCGACAAGCAAACCUCCCGGACAAAGAUGACCUCUCUUCUUUGUCCUUUGCCUCAUCUUCCGUCCGCUCAGCUCAUGGACCUCUCGUGAAUACGCUGACUGGUUCAGCCUCUCCCGUGAGGAGUACAUUCCCUACGCCCUUGACACAUAGCAGGGCACAUGGAUCUGCCGAUCUGUCCGCAACCUUAACCAGUGGGUCUCGUUCACCUAUUCGGGCUCACUUCACUGGUACGAGCGGUGCAACGCCACUAUUGCGUGCCAAUUCCGCUCUUCCCACACGCUUUAAUCGUGCAUCGCCAUCUAGUCCACCCCUCGAACUUACAGGUGAAGAGGCAGGUGAAGAGAUGGAUGCAGAGGCAACAGAGACAGAUGAGAUGCGAGACACCAACGCUACGAAUGAAGGAAGCACCCCUGGGAUCCGACGUACAGCGUAUCUCAAAACGUUGCCUUCCAACCUGCUCAAACGACCGGCAUCGUCACUCAAACCAAGUUCAACGGGGUUCAUCAGUCCGGUCAACAUUACUCCUUUGAAGCAAACAUCUACGGGAACUCGAUAUGGAAUGGCACUCGGAGGCAUUGGUACUAGUCCCGUGAAGUCGUGGGGACCAGGGGGUGCAACCCCUGUAUGCCCUCGGUGUGGGAAGAAUGUGUAUUUUGCCGAACAGAUGAAGGCGAUUGGGAAAACUUGGCAUAAGGGGUGUCUGAGGUGCUCAUCUUGCAAUACCCUGUUGGAUUCCAAGCGCUUGAAUGAGAAAGAUGGCGAGCCGCUGUGCGGGCGCUGCUACAGCAAGCUGCACGGGCCACAAGGAAGUGGUUACGCGCUCCUUGGGAAAGCAGGUGGUUGAUCGGCUGCGCGUAGGUACUCAUAGACUGAAGACGCCGUGAAGCGUCAAGCUCCGAUAAUAGCUUCUUGACUGCGGUAUCCGAGCAAGUUGUGCGCUAUCAUUAAUGACUGUUGUUUAAAUUACCUGUCCUCUGUCUUACUCAAAUUUCUGCCAUCUUGCGUGUACGACAAUAGUAUUUUGUAGCACUC
Molecule: messenger RNA, 1418 nt
Organism: Pisolithus orientalis
Lineage: Eukaryota; Fungi; Basidiomycota; Agaricomycetes; Boletales; Pisolithaceae
Exons: 9
Coding region: 172-1230 (352 amino acids)
Biological process (GO): actin cytoskeleton organization
Cellular component (GO): cytoplasm
Source: RefSeq, a predicted model, not a curated record